Molecule: messenger RNA, 903 nt
Organism: Cydia strobilella
Lineage: Eukaryota; Metazoa; Arthropoda; Insecta; Lepidoptera; Tortricidae
Exons: 6
Coding region: 67-903 (278 amino acids)
Source: RefSeq, a predicted model, not a curated record
CGCUACCCCCCGCAGUCGCGGCUCGGAGGCUGCGCGGUCCGCACGCCCGCGAGUGAUGUGAGCAAUAUGACGGUGAUUCUCGUGUUCGGACUUUUCGUUGUGAUCGCAACAGCGCACAACAUAACCUUACUAGAGGUACCUCGCUACGGAGACCCGCGGAGAGACGCCAAUCUCGUCUGCCACUAUAUGAACGAGAAAGGAGACCCGCCUCUUCACUCUGUCAAGUGGUACAGAGACUACAAUGAAAUAUUCAGAUACACGCCAGGACAACAGCCAGAAACCCGAACAUUCAACACGACAGCCGGCGCCAUCUCUCGAGGCGACUGCAACAAGCAUCGAUGCUCCAUCAACGUAGUGUUACCCAAACAUUACACCACCAGGAUAUCAUACACGUGUGAGGUGUCCACUGAAGGUCCGAGGUUCGCUGUUGUGAAGCAGACGAAAAAUCUUACAGUUGCUGUGACGCUAAAGCAAGAUCCGGAGAUAAUCGGAGUCCCGAGCAGCGUCCAACUGGGGGAGGACGUCAUGCUGAACUGUUCGACGGGGCCGGCCAUGCCGCCGGCCAACAUUCAGUGGUACAUUGAUGGGAAACCUGAAAUUAUCCAACCCUGGGAAGGCAACACAGAAGUGACUGUCGCCAACGACGAAGGUCUGCGAAUGAGCUGGCGGCCCCUACGGUUGACGAUCAGCACGCCACGAGGCGUAGUGGCGGUGCGGUGCGAGGCAAGGCAACCGGUGCGGCCGCCGUACGUGCGGUCGACUAAUGUGAGCCUCGCUGUGGCACGGUCGCCGCAUUUAUCCAUGUUCACAGCUUCGGGCUCGAGUACGGCGCAAACGGCGCUGGCGCUCCUGGCCGGCGCGUCGCUACAUCUAUUGUGUAAAAGUGCCUUGACUGAAGUAUAG